Cercospora beticola is the source of this 1712-nucleotide messenger RNA. Its product is annotated as MFS transporter. Gene Ontology annotation, molecular function: transmembrane transporter activity. The record is from RefSeq and is a predicted model, not a curated record. Gene Ontology annotation, cellular component: plasma membrane. Gene Ontology annotation, biological process: transmembrane transport. NCBI's taxonomy places the organism in Eukaryota, Fungi, Ascomycota, Dothideomycetes, Mycosphaerellales, Mycosphaerellaceae.
GGCAGAGCUGACCAAGAUGAUCCAGUCGACUAGAAAGAAGAGCCAGAAGCAUGUCGACGCCGAGAGCGGAGGCCCUGCCCACUUCGAACGUCCGGAGCGACGAACAGCAGACGAGCCACGAUACCCGCGAUACGAACAAUCCUUCGCAUGAUCGAUCCCAAACCACCACAGAAGGAGACAUCGAAAAGCCCCAGUCCAUAUACUCCUCCGGUGGCAGCAACCACGACAAGCCCGAACCACAAUCUGCUCAACCCAACGAUAACGAUCUCGAGACACAACUUCCAUCGAACAAAGAUGGACAAGAAGUCGAAGACCCAAACAUCAUCUUCUGGGACUCUUCAACCGACCCCUCCAACCCCCAAAACUGGUCUCCAACCAAGAAAUGGUCACAGAUCGCCCUCGUCUCUCUCAUGUCCGUCCUUACACCACUCGCAUCCUCCGGUUUCGCCCCGGGCGUGCCGCAGCUGAUGCAAGAAUUCGACUCCUCGUCCAAAACAAUCGCCACAUUCGUAGUCUCGGUCUACGUUCUAGGCUUCGCCUUCGGUCCGCUCAUCGUCGCGCCGCUGUCGGAAUUGUAUGGCAGGCUUUGGGUGUAUCAUAUCAGUAAUAUCGGAUUUAUUGCCUUCACGAUUGCGUGUAGUCGGGCGCAAGGCGUGGGAGAGUUGUGUGUUUAUAGAUUCUUUGAGGGUGUGUUCGGGGUUACACCUAUUACGAUCGGAGGGGGAACGAUUGCGGAUUUGAUAAAAGUUGAAGGCAGGGGAGCGGCAAUGGCGAUUUGGUCGUUGGGGCCUUUGGUGGGACCUGUCGCGGGGCCCGUUGCUGGUGGUUUCCUGUCGAAUGCGAAGGGAUGGAGGUGGAUGUUUUAUGUGAUCGCCAUGGCUGCGGGAGCCAUCGAGGUCCCAGCGUUCUUGCUUAUGAAAGAGACGUACGCUCCAACCCUACUGGAACGGAAGACAAAACGUCUUCGCAAGGAAACCGGCAACCAGGACCUGAGAUCGAAGUUGGACUUGGGCCAAACCCCGAAGGAAAUGUUCCGCCUCGCGAUCGUUCGACCGAUGAAGCUACUGUGCCUCUCGCCAAUCUGCACGCUGAUGUGCGUGUACAUGGCUAUCAUCUACGGUUUCCUCUACCUUCUCUUCACGACCUUCACAUACGUCUUCACAGGAGACUACGGGUUCUCCUCUUCCAUCGUAGGGCUCGUAUACCUUGGACUGGGCGUGGGCAACUUCAUCGGGCUUGCGGCACUUGGGUACUCGUCCGAUCGACUCAUCAAGCAUUUCCAGGCAAAAAACAACGGCAUCAUGAAGCCAGAAUAUCGACUUCCGCCGCUCAUCAUAGCUGCACCGCUCAUCGGAAUCGGGCUGCUCAUCUAUGGAUUCACUGUCAAGUAUCACGUGUUCUGGUUCUGGCCCAUAUUUGGCACUGCAUGGGUGGGUAUCGGAAUGAUCAUCGCAUUCAUGGCGGUUAUGACUUACUUGGUCGACGUAUACGGAGUCUAUGCUGCGAGCGCAGUAGCAGCAAAUACGAUCCUGAGGUCAAUCUUUGGAGGUGUGUUCCCGCUCUUUGCUUUGCAGAUGUACCAAGGAUUGGGGCUUGACUGGGGAAAUGCUCUGCUGGCAUUCCUUGCGUUCGGGAUCAGCCCGAUUCCGGUGCUGUUCUGGAAAUAUGGUGAGAGAAUUCGAACGAACCCGAAGUUCCAGGUGAAAUUGUGA